GCCUUUAGAGUAGUUAGAAGUACAGGCAUGUGCCCCAAUGCCCAGCUCAAUUAGCAUGUUGUAAGAAGAUGCAUUUUUGAACUGAGACCUGAAAAUGGGGACAGAAAAAGCUGGAGCAAAGAGUUCCUGAGGAAGGAGGAAGAGGCCAGGAUUACAGGAGGGGCAGCUUCUUCCUGAACCUCUGGCUGGAGACUAAUGCCACCAGUUUGGGGUGGGGAAAGGGAAGCAGGAUAUCCUCGUGUGUCUUUCCUCUUCAUUGUCACCCAGAUGCCUCCCACAUGGAAUUCUUUGGCUGUCACUGGGAAGUCCCAUUUAAGCAGGCACAUGCCAGAAAGCAGCACGCCUGGUCCUCAGGAAGGAAGCCCUUAAAAUGAAGGGUAAGGGGGCUGAGGCAGGCAUGUAGUGGACACUGUAUCAGCUGCAUCCCAGGUUUCAAAGGCUCCCCCUACUUCAGCUCAAGCGUCCUGCUUCACAGCCUUAUAAUUAUGGUGCUUCCCCAAGCGGGGGUUGCUCCCAUUCUUUGGCUUCUGAUAGCUAUCAGGGAUGAAAGGGUGGAGGUCCCUGUGAUUAUGAAGAUGACAGGUGGGUAUAGAUUUCUGCAGAGUGUGGAUGGAGCUGGUGUAAAAACAAGGGUGGGGUGAUCAUCUGGGUCAAUGAUAGUGAGAGCCAGUGAUUAGGUCUUGGGCUAGGGGACUAAAAUGAGAGACGCCAUAGUCAGGCUUCAUUUUAGCCAGGGCCUUCCCAACGGGUUUGACCAGUUUGAUUCUGAUGGGAUUCCUUGUGCCACUGGGCCGGCCCCUCCCUAUAGACCGGCCUCCUCCUCUCCAUCUUCCCCUAUAAAGCCUCUUGGGAUUCCCAGACACCCAGACUCAGAGCACCCCACUUUUGGGGGCCAGCAGACAGCCAUGAUGAUCAACUGGAAGCUACUGGGGAUCCUGGUCCUUUGCCUGUUUAUUGGAGGAAUCUCAGGCAGCAAGGACCAACCUCCUACCCCACCCACAGAAGGCAGAGAGGAGGAGAGCUCCCCAGUAUUUCCUCGGGGCCCUCCGAUACCUGGUGACCCCUGGCCAGGGUCACCCCCUUUCUUUGAGGACCCUACAACUCCAAGCCCUACCAGUCCCCUGCCUAAAACUAGUGCCUGGCCCCCUGAGCCACCCAGAACUGAUCCUCCUCAACCUCCCCGGCUUGAUGACCUCUGGCCAGCAGGACCCCAGCCCCCAGAAAACCCAUGGCCACCUGCCCCUGAGGUAGACCAUGGCCCUCAGGAUGAGCCAGACCUUGACCCUCCCCAGGAAGAGUACAGAUAACAGGGAUCCCCAGGUGACUUGGGCCUCCAGGCAGAGUACUCCCAAGCCCAUCUCUACCCUUUUGUUUCCCCUUAAAAUUUCCCCAAUUUUGCCUAACUCCUCAUUCCCUCAACUUAUUCUGAUUUCAGAAGGAAUCAUCAAUGUUUUGUCACCCCUUGGUAUCCCUAUUUAGUCCCCAUAUUUUCCCUCUUUUUUUUUUGACAGCAUAAGCUCACACUCCUACCUCACCCAGUUCUCUUGCUGCCCCUACCUUCCACCUUUUCUUCCUCAUCCCUGGGACCUGGGAUUUCUGGGGCCAGGUCAGCAGACUGUGCUCUCUGCUGCCACCUGGUGGUAUAUGACUGGGACCCAUCAGUAGACAAGGAUGGCGCUUCCCUAAAAUAGAAAAAUAAAAACCAUGUUUUCUUA
Molecule: messenger RNA, 1715 nt
Organism: Ictidomys tridecemlineatus (thirteen-lined ground squirrel)
Lineage: Eukaryota; Metazoa; Chordata; Mammalia; Rodentia; Sciuridae
Gene: Psors1c2
Product: psoriasis susceptibility 1 candidate 2
Source: RefSeq, a predicted model, not a curated record